CACGACAGAUAAAUAUUUGUGGCUGGUAUUUGGCAACCAGUCCGAGCGAAUACAGGACACGCGCCGAGUUUGUUUUGCCCGCUCCAUUCUAUAAAGUCAUAUUUAUUUUUGUGGAAUUAAGCGGGAGGAUUAUAUCGCAGGGAGGAGCGCGGGUGGAGGCUGUGUAUUUUGGGAUCAUAUUUGCUGGAUAGGAAUGGUGUAGGGCGAGGAGGCCCUGUAGAUGUGUGUCAUGAAGCUUCUCACUGCCUGAGUCUCUUCUUUUCCACAGGGACCUCAUAAAGGGAGCACUUUCUCAUUCAAAAUGAUGAUUCAUAAGCAGUCGGCCAGUACCUCCCCGGGCAGCGUUUGUUCUCUGCGUGGAGGAGAUGUUCCUGGAUCCUCGGCGGUCACUAUAGUGGCCAAAAUGGACAAUCAAGUGAUUGGAUAUAAGGAUCUAGCAGCUAUACCUAAAGACAAGGCCAUUCUGGAUAUAGAGAGGCCUGACCUGAUGAUGUACGAGCCCCACUUCAGCUAUUCACCGAUGGAGAGGUCAUUAUCUCCUCGUUCAAUCUCCCCUCCUCUAUCUCCAGAGAACAGUCUAUUAAAGGAUGUCUAUCAGAGGGAUUGGUCAGAGCCCAAAUCGUCAGGCAGCUCGUCUCCAGCGUCCACACAGCUGAGUAAAAGCAUCACCGUCAGCACAAAAGUCCCACACCAGCAACAGCACUUCCACAGGCCAGACAAUGGAAAAAACAUAUACAAGAAGCCACCAAUAUAUAAACAAGAUGUCUCAGCAGCCGUUCCACACAGUAAACACAUGGAGGACUUAAUCAUUGAGUCUUCAAAGUUUCCCGCCGCACAGCCUCCAGACCCCAACCAGCCCUCUAAGAUAGAGACGGACUACUGGCCCUGCCCACCCUCACUAGCUGUUAUAGAGAAAGAGCGGAGGAAGAGUGUGGUGUCCAAGGUGGCUGAGGGAGAGGAGGGUGAGGAGGAUGAUAAGUAUGAUGAGAGUGAUCUGUCUGAGGACAUGUGGAGACUUCGGCAAAUGCAGAAACAAGAGCUCAACAAGAUUCAAUCCAAUCUAGGAAAACUGAUACUAAAGGAGGAGAUCGAAAGCUCGGCCCCUGUCCGAAGGAAAACACGGUCUCUGCCUGACAGGACACACAUGCAUCUGGGUACAUUUCAAUCCUCCAAAUCCCCCUCAUUUCCUUCCUACACUAAGACUGGCCUGACUAGGCUCCAGUCUGCAGAGUUCUCCUCUUCAAACAGUGAUAAAGGGAGUCAAAGUAAGUGUGGGGAUUCUAUUCUAUUCUGUUCUAUUCUAUUCUGUUUUUCUUUUUCUUUCUUUUUUUGCAUUUGUUACACUUCAAUCAGAGUGGCAGUAUUAAGAGUCAUAAUUCUAUUCUAUUUUAUUCUGUUCCAAAGAAUAGAGCAAUUUUUUUGCCAUGUUUAUUUGGAACUUAAUCAGAGUUCCAGAAUUAAGAGCACUGAUCUCUAUUCUAUUCUAUUCCAUUCUAUUCUAUUCUAAUAGUGGACCAGUUUUUGUCAUGUUUAUUUUUACUUCAAUUAGAGCACCAGUAUUAAGGCACAAUUCUAUUCUAUUCUAUUUUACUUUUCUUUUUUUCAUUUGUUAUACUUCAGGCGGUGUCAUUAUCAAGAGUCAUAAUUUUAUUCCAUUUUAUUCUGUUCUAAAGAGUACAGCAAUGCCUUGUUUGUUUGAAAUUUAAUCAAAGGUCCAGUAUUAUAAGCACUCACCUCUAUUCUAUCUCUCUAUCUAAUAGUAGAGUAAUUUAAUAAAGAGUAAUUGUUGUCAUAUUUAUUUACACUUCAAACAGAGUCUCAGGUUUAAGAGUCAUAAUUCUGUUUUAUUCUACUCAAAAUAGUAAGUGUACAAGUAUUGUCAUGAUGUAAUCAUACUCUGAUCUAUUCUAUUCUUUUCUAAAUAGUAGAUCAGAUUUUUUUGCCAUGUUUAUUUUAUCAGAGCAAGUUCCAGUUUAAUGUUAAAAUGUCUUUUUAAUAUUUGUUACACUUCAGAGUGCCAGUAUUAUAAGUCAUAAUUCUAUUUUACAUUAUUUAGAGUACUGAUUUUAUAUAUAUAUUUUAUUAUAAAAUAUAUCAGUCAUUAAGAGUCAUAAUUAUAUUCUAUUUUAAAAGCAGAGUAUUUAGAAUGUAGUAUGAUUAUUCACAUUUUAUUUAGAGUGCCGAGAGUCAUUAUUCUAUUGUAUUGUGUUUUGUUGUGUUCUAUUCUCACCUUUUUUAAAUGAAUAUAAAUCAAAUUGAAUUAAAUGUUUUAUACCACAUGCUCAAUGUAUUAUUAUUUGUUUCUCUCUCUCUCUCUCUUAUUUUUUUAUUACAGAUUUCCAGGUAUGUAAGAGUUUACAUUAAAAUAAAUGUUUGUUUUUUUUAAACAGGUGAAUUUAUUAAUUUUAUUUUAAACCAACGUUAUUCAAACCCUUUAAGUAAGGAAUACAAUACAAGCCAUUCAUAUGUUGACAAUUGCAGUAUUAGCAUUUCAGAAAUAAUCAAAUAGUUUAUUAAGUCAAACUUUGCAACCCUCAAUCUCAUUAGUUUUACAACAUUUACAAUCAGAUUUUUGUAAUAACUGCACAAAUCCCAGUUGUGGUAUGUGGUCUUAUGGUGGUCUCCUCUCUUUUAUAGAAUGGAGAUGCCCAAAGCAGAAGAAUAGACAGAGGGAAUUCACUCCCUAGUAUGCUGGAACAAAAGAUUUACCCAUAUGAGAUGCUCAUUGUGACCCACAGAGGCAGAAACAAACUCCCUCCUGGUGUAGACAGGACAAGACUGGAGAGGCACCUGUCACCUGAGGAAUUCCAGAAUGUCUUUGGAAUGUCCAUAGAGGAAUUCGACCGGCUCUCCCUUUGGAAGCGGAACAACCUGAAAAAGAAAGUCUCUCUCUUCUAGUAGUCAGAGAAAUAUGUUCUUUUACAAACACUGUCACGCGUCUGCACUUCCGCUUGUGAAAACAGCACAGACGAUACAAGUUAAGGAAAGAUGAGGAAUGUGAAAUGAGGAAUGUGAUUAUGGAGCCAGCAAAAAAAAAAAAUCAGUUAUCCUUAUCGUUUGAUAAGCCCCAUAUCUGAUUGCAGCUAACAAUCAUAUCCAAGUCUUUAAUGUUGUCUCUUUUUCUAGUUGCAGCUACUAUGUCAGGACUUCACUGAGGUUACAGAGUCCUCUUCUGUGUGUGCUUAGUAAAGCUAUAAUGAUAUACACAGAUAAUAAUGCUACGAAUACACAUGAAACAGAUAUGAAUCACACCAGUUAUUUGAGCAGACCAAAUCCCUGCAGAACAUUUCAGAUGGAGCAGCAGGAAUCUGUGGGUUUAAGUCACUGCCACACUUUUCAGCCUUUAUGUGCUAAGCAUGAAUUAACAAACCUUCAGAAUAUGGGUCAAUGACUUUUUUUGGUCCAGAUUUAUUCAUUUGUUAAAAGUAGAUUUAAAAUGCAAUUCAUACAUAGAAAGAGUUGAAUAAACCUCUUCUAUGAUGAGCAUGAUUUUAUUUUCUGAAUUAAAAUGCAGAAUAAAAUUCAUAAAAAUGCAAGAACUGUCCUCAUAUAAAGAAGAAAAAAGAAUGAAAAUCUUAAUUAAGUGGUUUGGCAUAAUCUUUUAUUUUUAUUCUUUACAAAAACGUCUAAUAUUUUAACAAAACUGCUUCACUGCUUAUUAAUGUUUAAAAAAAUAUAUAUUUUGUUGCUAAAUCAAAAUUAUGUGGUUCAACCGACAUGCAUAAAAAAAAAAACAGGAAUUAGGUUAGUUCAGGUUGUAAAAUGUCAUGUGGUGCGACUGAAAAAUCUUCAUUAUGAUUAUGAAUAACAAUUCAUGAAAUUUCCUUACUUUAAAUUAAAAAUGUAAGGUAUAAACAUUUUUAAAAGCCAUAUAAAACCAGCAUACACCUUUACAAAGAAUACAAAUUGGCAUGUGUUUUAAACUAGAUUUUUUCAUAUAUAUAUAUAUUUUAUGGUGGACAGUCUUAUUUGUCAUUGACCCAUAUUUGUAAAAGCAGCUCAGUAUUUGAAUGAAGCAAAUCAAGUAAUGCUGAUAGUUUGUAAUUAAGUACAAUUUAUACUAGAGACUCAAGACGCACAUGUUGCACACCCUCAUUCCUUACACCUUAACACAAAUAUUACCCACGCAAAAUACCAGCGGUACAAUAUACAGGUAUAACAACAGCUGAUGAUUCUGAGUGAGAGUUUGCUGUUCCAAAGAGAGCUACUGUACAUUAGUGAGAGUUUACUGAAUAUUGGAUAUAUCCUGCAUGGCAAAUGUAUCCUGCUUUUCUUCAGUGAUAAUGGAUUGUGAAUUGUGGGUGUGAUCAAUACUUCUCUUCUGCAGGAUGUAUUGAUCGAAUAGUUUCACUCGCUCCCUCUAUCUUAUCGUCUUUUCUCUCCCUCCUCCCCGUUUUGCUGCUAUUGCCUUUUAAAGCACCUUUACUGUUUUGGUUUUAUCCUCUUUUGUUCUUGAUGGGUGGAAAUGUUUUUUAUAGUGUUCCUGUUUUAUAGGAUAAGGAUAGGUAUGAUAUAAAGGGAUUUCAGAUGUUAGCACCUGACGGAUUGAUUUCGCAGCCCUGGUUUUUGCUUUCUGUAGAUUUACAAAUACAGGGUUGAGCAGAAUUCAGAGUUAAAGAGCUUUUCAGUGCAUGAAUGUGAAUUUGAAUUGCAUGGGUCAAGACCCACAGGAUGUUAAAUUGCAAUUAGAGGAAGAUGAAUUUACUAAACUGCAAUUUAAAAUAAAUGGACGCAUUCACACAGCAGUGAUAUUUAAUUGGUCCACAUUUUGCAAAAAAGAAAGCACUAUUUUAUUAAUUAACUAUGUUAAUUAUAAUUAUAUGAAAGAUAAUUAACUUUCAUAUCGACUAAUUAGUCAAAAUCUUAAUUAAUUAUUCAUAUUUAAAAUAAUUACAAUAUAUAAUUUAUAUUUCUAUAUAUUAUAUAACAUUUUGUAUAUACAGUGUAUAAUUUAUAACAUAUAUAACUCAAUGUUAUAUUCAAUAAAAUGUUAAAUAUAUAUCUAAAUAUACAUUAUAUAUUAAAUAAAUGAAUUAUAAUUAAUUAAAUCAAUAUUAUUAUGCAGUGGUAAGACAGAAUGUAUAAAAACUAGGAGUCGCAUGAUUUUUUAUUUCAUUUUAAUUCUAUGUUUUAAAAUUCAAUUGGAAUUUGAAAGGCAUUCCCAGUUCUGUUCCGAAUGGCACACAAACCUGCAGUUUAUAUAUUCUUCUUGCCCACGUCAAUAUUAAAUAUUAAUUUCUAUGCUUUUAUUGCUCCAGUGACCAAAUGAAGUGCUUGGAUAGAGUGCAUGCUUUGUAUCCAGAGUUUGUACCUAAUAAAACAGAACAAAAAUCUUAUAAGAACAAAACAAUCACUUAAAAGCAACACAUAUAUUAACUUGAGAAUGUACAGUAGAAGUACAAAUAUAGACAUUCCACAUUCAUUUUUGUAGAAGCACUACUCAAAAGGAAAUAUGUGGCUGUAUGCAUAUUAAUGCAUAUUAACAAACCCAUAGUAUUAUUUGUUGUUUUAAUGGCUGUUCUUUCAACAGAACAUAUUUUAUGUGAACACAAUUACACUUCUGCCGUUUGAAAUCUUUUCUUGCGUGACUGAAUGGGCACAAACUCAUCACAAUGAUCAAAUGAUCAUCACAAUACACAAUAAUCAUGAAAUUAUGUUACUUAUCAAUCAUGUUUUUUUAUUUUUUUUAUUUCAGUGGCAGCUUACGUUUUUCUGGUCUGAAAAUAUUUGUGGCUUCAGAAGUCAGGCCUUCUUUAUGAAAUACAUUUUGCUAGGAAUAUUCUGCAGUGAGGCACUCAUUACUACAUCCUAAAGCACUUGAUUCACUCUUACACACCUAAAAGAAUGAAUGUUUGCACAAUAAGAAAAUAUGCUCUUUUAACCCACAUGUACAUGCAUCUGACAAUUUUCAUGUGAAAAAUGUUCCAAAUAUUAACAUAUAUUCAUUUUUCUCUACUUCAUGAAUAGUGCUUUUCUUCUUUUCAUUUUUUUUUUUAAAUGUGAAAGUGUGAUGAAUGGGGAAAAAUAAAAUGGAUUUAUUAAAGUGAGUGUAUUGUUAUGAUUUUAUUAUUAAUAUCAGUGGUAUUGUUGUUUCAUUAUUUUUGAUUUGUUAGUGGUUUUCUAAUGAUUCUAACAGAUCAUUUGAAUGAAUAUUCAGUUCAAUAAAAUGUAUGAUUUUAACAGCA
Messenger RNA from Onychostoma macrolepis, 6185 nucleotides. RefSeq names its product dematin-like. Gene Ontology annotation, cellular component: actin cytoskeleton; plasma membrane. Gene Ontology annotation, molecular function: actin filament binding. The transcript has 15 exons. Gene Ontology annotation, biological process: lamellipodium assembly; actin filament bundle assembly. Lineage: Eukaryota; Metazoa; Chordata; Actinopteri; Cypriniformes; Cyprinidae. The coding region runs from base 302 to 1507 and encodes 401 amino acids. The record is from RefSeq and is a predicted model, not a curated record.